Pelagomonas calceolata is the source of this 1903-nucleotide messenger RNA. NCBI's taxonomy places the organism in Eukaryota, Pelagophyceae, Pelagomonadales, Pelagomonadaceae. The record is from the annotation of a GenBank genome assembly.
AAAAAGAUCAGGCAAACGCCCGAGGCAUUAAAAGGGCAGCUCGGCCGACCAUAAAUCAAAAAGAGGGCAGCCCGGGCAGGAUGGCCGCCCAGGUCCUGGAGGCCAACGAGCGGGGCGGCUUCGACCUGUCGGCAGCCCCGACGACGCCCUGCGCCAUCUGCGCGACGCCGCGGACCAGCGACGAGCUGCUCGCCCCGUCCUGCCAGCACCCGCGCCACGGCGCCUGCAAGAAGUGCAUGGCCAUGGCCCUCGCGCGGCCCCAGGGCCGCGGGGCCAUCGACCGCGACGACGGGUCCAUGGGCUGCGUGGCCGCGGGCUGCGACGGGCGCAUCGCGCUGCGGGACCUGCUGUCUUGUGUUGACGACCCAAAAGUACAAAAGCAAGUCCUCCAGCGCGUGAAGGAGAUCCGCGCGGCGAAGCCCCAAGUGGUGGACGCGACGUCGGCCGGGGGGUUGGACAGGCGGAAGCAGUACCUCGCGACGUGCGCGUUCCUGCUGAAGCCCGACAUUAGUGGGCGGGACCGGGAUACGAUAAACGCGUACUUGCAGCGGAACGGCGUGCCCACGGAUGUCAUCGAGGCGGCGCGGGCGACGCUCGAUCGGAAGGAGGACCCGAGAGCUUCUACGUGCUUCCUCGAGGCCGCGGCGCCUGUUGUUAAUGUGGAGGUGGGCGGCCAGGCGCACGCGCCCGCUUUCGCCGAUCUGGACGACGAGGAGGAGCUCGCGAGUGCGUUGGAUGCCGAGGCCGAGGAGUUGUUGGUGGAGGCGUCCGACCUCACGACGGUCAUGGCGCGGGCGGACCUGUCGAAGAAGAAGGCCACGAAGCGGACGGCGAAGCUGAGGGUCGGCCGCGCCGCGGACGGCGUCGCGGAAAGUCUGCAGGAGCGGGGCUGGGCGUGCCUCGACGGCUUUUGUGGAACGGACCUCGUGCAACGAGUGUUACGGGAGAUCGGGGGCCUGGAGCCCUUCUACGACCCGUCGGAGAUCUGGGUCGGGUCGUCGUCGACGGUCGGCGCGCAAGUGGUCGUACCGAGCGUUCGGGGCGACAAGGUGCUCUGGAUGUGCGGCGCGCACCCCCAGGCGCAGGGCGACGCGAAUUCAAGAGCUAUAAGGGAGAAGGGCGGCGUCGAGCCCUGCGACACGGACGUCAAGCGGAAAUUCGCCCUCGCGAAGGGCGGCGGCGUCUCGAAGAUCGACCGCAGCCAGGUGGCGCGCUUCCCGUCCGUGCGCGACCUCUUCAAGGCCAUGGACGCCUUCGUGCUGAAGGAGCUCUGUCCGAGGGUGGAGCGGUUGAACGACUGCGCCAGUCGUUCAGAUGGGAUGCUGGCCAUCUACCCCGGCGGCGGCGCGCGCUUCCAGGCCCACGUCGACAACACGACGGAUGACGGGAGAAGGUUGACCGUAUUGUGCUACUUUAAUGAAAAGUGGCACGAGGACCACGGCGGGGCGUUACGCCUGCACGGCGCGACGGGCCCCGUCGAUGUUUUACCGAAAGCUGGUCGGUUGGCGUGCUUCUAUUCCGACCUCAUGAAGCACGAGGUGCGGCCGACGCACCGGCCGCGCGCGUCCGUCACGCUCUGGUACUACUCGGCGUCCGAGCGCAAGGAGGCCGUCGCGCGCGCGAAGGAGUCCGAGGCGACGGGCGACGCGCUCAAGGCGUCGGACGACGAGCGCGCGGCGGCGCGCAUGUUCGCGGAGAAGCUCUGCGACCCGAACCUGGCCUCGGACGACGUGGGCGAAUUGAGGAAGGAGGCCGAGGAGCUGCCCGAGGCGUCGCGCGCGAUUUUGGCAGGUAUGGCCGGCGUGCCGGACUUCUCGCUCGCGCUGAACCGGCUCGAGAGCGACGACCUCGCGAAGCUGCGGGGGCGGUUCGCGAAGAUGGGCGUCGAGUAAUAGACUUAGGC